Molecule: messenger RNA, 497 nt
Organism: Micropterus dolomieu (smallmouth bass)
Lineage: Eukaryota; Metazoa; Chordata; Actinopteri; Centrarchiformes; Centrarchidae
Product: sodium- and chloride-dependent GABA transporter 2-like
Exons: 4
Biological process (GO): sodium ion transmembrane transport
Cellular component (GO): membrane
Source: RefSeq, a predicted model, not a curated record
GCGUCGGGUUUUGAAAAUCUCUGGUGGUAUCGAGGAGGUGGGGAGCUUGAGGUGGGAACUGGUCUUGUGUCUCAUCCUGACCUGGGUCAUCUGCUACUUCUGCGUUUGGAAGGGUAUCAAGUCAACAGGAAAGGCAGCCAUCUUCACAGCCACAUUUCCCUUCAUUAUGCUGUUGGUUUUGUUCAUACGUGGUGUUACCCUACCCGGGGCAAUGGAUGGGAUCAUUUAUUACCUCUACCCUGAUAUCACUCGCCUUUCAGACCCCCAGGUAUGGAUGGAUGCUGGCACUCAGAUCUUUUUCUCUUAUGCUGUCGGCUUCGGGUUCCUAACCUCUCUUGGGAGUUAUAACACUUACAACAACGACUGUUACAGGGACUGUUUCUACUUGUGUUUACUGAACAGUGCCACCAGCCUUUUUGCGGGCUUCGCCAUUUUCUCUGUUUUGGGUUUCAUGACAUACGAACAAGGAGUGGAUAUUUCUGAAAUAGCUGAAUCAG